AUGUCCUCUGUUGCCAGUGUCAGGAAAAGAGCUUCUUCCACCAUGGGUGGUUCUCACAGUCCGGACAAACCGUCUCUUUCUAUUACUACCGUCGAUCAAAAAUCAAUGGCUCCUUUUUUUGUCAGCACUGCCGAUAGAGUGGUUUCUCUAGCUACAAAGGCUUCUGUCACUAUAUUUUGUGCAUUGGUUAUAUACUAUGGCAUCAUCAAUCCCUCUGCUGAUUCUACUCUAAAUACUAAAAGAGGACUUGCUGCAGGAGCAUUUGCUGUUUGUCUUGUUGGACUAUUCCAGUUCAAUGACGGACCAUUCAUUCGACCUCAUCCUGCAUUCUGGAAGUUGGUGCUGGCAGUCGGUGUUUGUUACCAGAUUGCUUUGCUCUUUUUACUCUUCCAGACCAAGGAGAACGCACGAGCACUUUUUAACUACUUUGAUUCGUCACUCGGCAUUCCUCCACCAGAAAAAAGUUAUGCUGAAGACUGUGCAAUUACUUGGGAGAUUAUCUACAAUCAAAUGGAUGUGUUUGUGAUUGCACAUACUAUGGGCUGGUUCUGUAAAGCCUUGGUACUACGUGAUUACUGGCUUUGCUGGAUCGUGUCCAUUAUGUUUGAAGUCAUGGAGUACUCUCUUGAGCAUCAUCUACCAAACUUUGCUGAGUGCUGGUGGGAUCAUUGGGUUUUGGAUGUGCUGAUUACCAACUGGAUUGGAACCUAUUUUGGCAUGAAAGCUUGCGAAUAUUUUGAAGUCAAGCACUACUCGUGGCGAGGAAUCGGUGAAAUCCCCACUAUUAGAGGGAAACUUGCGCGAACAAUGGGUCAGUUUACUCCGUAUAGCUGGGUCAAGUUUGAGUGGCAUUCGACCAAAUCCUUUCGUAACUUUAUUGCAGUUAUUGGCAUACUGUGUCUUGAGCUGCAAUGUGAGCUAAACGCAUUCUACUUGAAGUAUCUGCUUUGGGUUCCCGUGUCACAUCCCAUCAAUUUGUGUCGUCUACUGUUCUUUUUUUUCAUGUGUCUACCCGCUCUACGAGAAGCAUAUCAGUACUUGACAGAUCGCAACUGCAAGACAUUUGGGAUGCAUGCCUGGGUGACUUCGAUAUGCAUUAUUACCGAGUUACUUAUUGUUAUCAAAUUCUCCGAGGGUGAGUUUACCAAACCUACGCCCAAACGCAUCAUUGUGUUGUGGACAAUCCUUUUAUCGUCUUUGGUUGGAUACUCCAUCUGGAGAUUUGGAAUUCCGUGGCUGCACGGACGCUCGUCCUCAUUGCCAUCACCAGUGCACCAAACCAUACCAGAGGUGUCGCCAAUCAAAGCCUCGCACUCAACUAACAAGACUGUCAAACAUACGCAAUAAACCAUUUUGGAAGUUUUUAAAUUAAAAUA
Molecule: messenger RNA, 1376 nt
Organism: Batrachochytrium dendrobatidis JAM81
Lineage: Eukaryota; Fungi; Chytridiomycota; Chytridiomycetes; Rhizophydiales
Exons: 8
Coding region: 1-1347 (448 amino acids)
Biological process (GO): phosphatidylserine biosynthetic process
Molecular function (GO): L-serine-phosphatidylethanolamine phosphatidyltransferase activity
Source: RefSeq, a predicted model, not a curated record